GAGGAUUAUCCACAAAUGUCCAAUUUCAAGUGGAAUGAUACCUUCACAAGGUUAAAGUUGGUCAACAUGAACAACUUGAAAAGGGCUUUUAGAAUCUUACUGAAUUCGAUAAACGACAUCAGUAAUUAAUCUUUUUUAUCACUUUAUAGGCCCUGUACAGCCCAAACUUAGCUUUAAACCGGCAGCUGGUAGAUACCACCUCCAGACAAAGUCAUUUUCAGACUAUUCUCUUGGCUUUAAUCCCCUAUCGUAAUAUUGUUUUGCUUGACUGCUGCCUGUCUAAGGGUUUCAGACACAAAAUUGUAAGUGCCAGCCAAAACUGCCUUUAACCACUCUAUAUAUUCUACAGGGCAAUUAGGAGUAGAAGGAGGAUUUCCUAUAUGAUCUACUGGGUUCAAAAUAUGAUUUGGAGAGCAACUUGUAUUUUCUUGAAAAGUAGAUCUACAUACGAUUAUCUAUGCCUACAGUGUACCCUAUCUAAUGGAGCGCCUGUGAUUGACUGGUGAAGAGGAGAUUUUCUUAAACCUGGACCAGCUUUCACACAAACAUCCCACUCUUUACACUAACGCUUAAUGCCAGAAGACAUAACAGGCCAAUACACCCUACGAUUGACAGAUUUUGUGGCUCUUGAUGCUACCAAGUUCUUAAUUGAUCAACUGACCAAGUAUCUAACCAGUUAGACACCAUUUCAUAAUCACAACUUACACCAUUGUCAUCAGCAGAAUUGCGAGACCCUGACUCCGCCGAAUUGAAUCUAUCUACGGUUCUCACAGAAACAAUCCCAGUGGGAGAGGACAAUGAAUUUCUGUCCAAUUGCAUGGGCACUAAUCUGUUUGACUACCAGAAUCUACAUACUCCCCCAAAUGACAAUCAGGACAAUCCUUGCGUUUGCAGUAACUGAAAGGCCUGGACAAACCAUCGGCAUUAAAAUGCAACCUCCCUGGCCUAUUCUGAAUGGCAAAAAUCAUACGUCUCUAAUACUGAACGCCAUCCAGCCAAACUUCCUUCUGGAUUCCUGAAAUUCUUAAGCCAGAUAAACGAUGCAUGAUAUGUUUUGAUCGUGGAAUGUCUACCCCCACAAGACAUGUUGAUACUGCCUGAUAAAUGUAACCACUGCCAACUACUUCAUUGUAAAUGGUACAAUAACUGACUUCUGACUUUUCAAUGUUCUACUGGCAUAAGCUAUAACCUUCUCUUCACCAUUCUGAAUCUAAGACAAAACAGCACCUAUACCUAACAUGCUAGCAUCUGUAUCCAAAAUAAAUUCUGAUGUACUAUCUGGAUAAGCUAGAAUAGGAACUCAACAAAGAGGUUCCUUAAGACUCAAAGGAGGUCUGACAUUUAGAAGUCCAACAAAAUUUCUUCCCUUUUCUAGUUAAAUAAUUUAAGGGAGCGGCAAUGGUUGAAAACUCAGGAAUAAACCUCCUAUCGUAAUCAGCUAGACCUAAAAGAACUUCUAACAUCAGACAUGUUAUUAGACACAGGUCAUUCUUUAACUUUGUAACAUUUACUAGAAUCAUACUGAAUUGCUUUGUCUGACGCUAUGUGACAUAGAAAUGGUACUACAUUUUGAAACAGAUCACAUUUGCAAGGUUUCCCCAAGUCAAAUUCGAUGGCCCAAGUCUAGUAAACACGAUCUUAUGAUUUUCUAAAACUUGAUCAAAACAUUUUCCAAAGGCAAUGCUGUCAUCUAAAUGGCAAAGGCAUUUUCCCCAUCUCAGACUUCUGAGAACUAAUUCAAUUAACCUCUCAUAACAACUGGGAGCAUUGCACAUGCCAGAAAUAACCGGAAAAUUGUAUCAGGGUUCUACCAACUGAGAAUUUUCUUUUCCAGAUAAAUUGCAACUAGGCCUCUCAUACGUAGACAGUAAAUGUUGAGGGAGCUCUGGAGAAAUAAGAUCACUCCCAGGCUCUGAAUUCAAAAUGUAAACCUCGUGUACAGAAGCUACAAUUGUGUGUUUCUUGAACCUAACAGGACUGUUGGAAAUAUUUACAAUUAAAGAUAAAAUCUUCUCUGGAUUGCCUAAAGUCCUACAUGUAGAAACUAGCAGAACCUUUUGAUUAAAAAGCUGAUAGGGCUCAAUCAAACUUUGUACAGAUUUGUCAACACUGUCAAAUGAAUAGGUAGGAACUAUUACAAUAUACCAAUUCGCAGUCAGGGGAAACAACUAUGUUCUUGGCAACUUUAACUCUAGCCAGACAAGAGCUGUCUCUCUUCCUAACAGAACAGACUGACCUCCAAGCACUAAGAGACCUCUGGAUAUAUGAAAUGCCACAUCAUUGCUCUCGGAGAAAUCGAUACCAACUCAAUUUUCCCAACUCAGUAACAAUGAAUUCAUAACAAAAACAUAAUAUCUCCUAUCCGAAAUUCUAAGGCAAUAUUCCCUAAAACACGCAUUUCACUAACAUCCGCAGUGGACAAAAACAAAGAGCAAGGUCUAAUAGGGGGUCUAUUUUCUAAAUGCAUACAAACAUUGUCAAUCAAACAAGCCUGAGAACCAGUGUCAGCUAAAAACUUAUUUACACGUUUUCUGCACCAAGUUUACUCUAAUUUUCUGAGGAACCCUAUGGGCUUCUAGGGUUACCCCUACCUGUUUUCCUGAAUAUUUUCAGACUGGGUUGAAGCAGAUUUGGUGUUACUUUGACCUACCUUAACAGGGACAUUAGUGUUUUAAGCCGUACAAAAUUUUGCUAUAUGGCCCAAUUUAUGACAAUUGUAACUUUCUACAACUUUUCCUAACUGACGUUUACCUUCCCGUUGCUUAUUAGACAGUUUAUUAAUUCAAUGCUAAUUUCUAAAGACUUCAAUGCACUUAACAAUUCAUCAGGGGAUUUAACUUGACUAGACUGUACAGCAACAAUUAGGCUUAGUGAUAGAAAUGUGUUGCCCCUUAACUGCUUUGAAUUAUGUGGCUGAAGAAAUAUCACUCUCUAAUACCUUAGGAUGGUGUAAAAUGACACGAGACCAAAUGUCAGUAUUCCCAAUGUUAUUCAUAAAUUGCUCUACAAUGACUAUUUCCCUAUCUGCAUAAGACAUGUCUGGGAAAGCUAGAUUUCCUAAUCUCCUAAGAGCAUACCCCUGAUCAGAGGGACUUUCCUCCACCUUGCGUAAUUGAGGUCUACUAUGAGCUCCUGGGGGCAAAAUAUAUGUACUAAAAUGGAUUUAAGAGUACCAUAAUCUUUAAGUUGGCUUUGAGAUAUUUCACCUAAUAUGUUCUCACCUUAAAAGGACAUAAUACGCUGUUGGGACAUAUAUGCAUAUGACCAACCAUCAACGGCAUACACUUGCUCAAAAUGCACAAGAUAAUCUGGCCAAGCUCGACUUCUACCCCCACACUUGUCUGGUUCUUUAUCUUUUCUUAACCUGUCUGUGGGGACUACUAGUAUCUGCAGAGGCAGCAGACAUAGUUGUCUGCAACCUAUCAUGACCUCUCGCAUCUCUCUCAUUCAUUGCAAAAUAUAUUGGUGCAGGUGCUCUACUUUCAUGCAUUUCUCUUAUGCUUGCUAGAGAAGUUUCUGUUUUCUGUUUUUCUCUCAUUCACACCCAAAUGAAACAUGGCGUCUACAUCUCAAUGUCUGCUCCAGCUCGUCUCUGCAUCCCUGGUAGUCAGAUAUCAGCUCGUUUAGUGCUUUCCCCAUAUCUGAAAUUUGAUUAUGAAUACUCUGUCCUUCUACACUCUCGCAUUCAUCCACCACAGAGGGAAAAGGAGAAUGACGACGGACAGACAAAAGCUUACUCCUUGCACCCUGGGUAGAUUAUAACUUUUCAACUCUAGGUGUCGAUGUAACUCGCCCUACCAUAUCAAACUAGAAGGAUGUGAAGCCGUGGUUUUUUAUUCAGGAAUCCUGGUCACGGCACCAAACUAUGUAACCGAUAAUAAAGAUUAAGGAGGCCCAGGUUCAAACUCCGAUAGGGUCCGUUGACCAUCCCUGGACUUGCAAGUGAAAGUCCUGUCAUGGGCUACAGAAUCUGGGAGCCUGGGUUUAAAUCCUGGUCUGAUCUGUUGCAUUUUCUCCCUUCCUAUUACAUUUGGUGCCGUGACCAGCCCCUUGAGCUGACAUGUGAAAAGGCCUGCCUAGGGAUUAAGGUUCUGGGUUGAUGUCUUCAAGUGUGAAGACAUUAAAGGAUGGAGGAAUGUAGCAGGCAGCCGAGUUCUAUCGCCGGUGCCGGACAGCUCAGUUGGUAGAGCACCUGACAAGGGGGCCCGUGUUCGAGUCCCAGUCUGGUCCGUUGUAUUUUCUCCCUUUCUGUUACAUUUGGUGCCGUUGAUCACUCCUGGACUUCAAGAUGAAAGUCCUGCCAGGGGCAAAAGAAUCUGGGUUGUGUCUUCGAUGUCGGAGACAGUUUAAGGAGGGAGGAAUGUGGAGGUCAGCCGGGUUCGAUCGCCGGUAGUCGGAUAGCUCAGUUGGUAGAGCACCUGUCUAGAAAUGCAGGGGAUCCGGGUUCGUAUUCCAGUUUGGUCCGUUGCAUUUUCUCCCUUCCUGUUACUUUUGGUACCGUGAACCAGCCCCUGGAACUGACAAGUGAAAAUACCUACCAGGGGAUUAACAUCCUGCGUUGAUGUCUUCCAGUGUGAAUACAUUUCAGGAGGGAAAAAUGUAGCAGUCAUAGGGGUUUUAUCAGCGGUGGUCAGUUACCUCAGUUGGUAGAGCACUUGACUAGAGAUUCAGGGGGCCUGGGUUCGAAUCCCGAUCUGGUCUAUUGCAUAUUUUCCCCUCCUGUUACAUUUUGGGCCAUAGACCAGCCCUGGAACUGACAGGUGAAAAUGUCUGCCAGGGGAUUAAGAGCCUGGGUUGAUGUAUACAAGAGCAAAGACAAUUUAAAGAGGGAGCAAUGUAGCGGUCAGCCGGGUUCUAUAAGCGGUGGCCACAUAGCUCAGUUGGUAGAGCACUUGGCUAGAGAUUCAGGGGGCCCGGGUUCAAAUCCCGGUCUGGUCCGUUGCAUUUUCUCCCUUCCUGUUAUAUUUACAUCACAAAGACUUGUGAGUGAUGUAUUUCACUUGUAAUUCAACAAUUGCUUUCCUGACCAUCAGAAAUACCUUUGUUUACGCAUUGUAAACAUUGAAAAUGGGGAAAUAAAAUUUGAAAAAUUUCAGUUCAAAUCGUUGCCACACACACACAUACCCCCCCCCCCCUCCCCCCAAAAAAAAACAACCAAACACUAUUCCUUUUUUUAAUGGUGGUUCAUGGUUUGGGGGAGAGCUAGAUGAUAUGUUCUAUGGGAAGGAGGUUAUAAGGGGUGGGUGGGUGUCUUAUUGAAUGGGAUUUUUAAACACUUUUACAAUAUCACUUGCAAAUAUGUUUUAUGAGUUUUUAAUGGGAAAUAAAUAAAACUAUUCUCUAAGUCCAGUUGUUCUCCCCUUGACCACUUCCUGUUGUAUACAGACGCUGGAUUCUGUUAAUUCAUGUCUGUAAAUUAGUCCUACAUGUAACAAAUUAUGUAGGAUUUAAAGAAGUUGCUUAUUAUUUGAUGAGUGCUGCUAAGUAGUUGAUGAUAGAGUAAAUUUCUAAUUUACAUUAAAGCAUGUUAAUAUUGUUUGUGUUUGGAAAUUUUGGCUAAGAUAAAUGAUGUAAAAAAAAUGUGCAAAUGUUCAGAUCGAAAUACUUGUCACAGAAUUUUGAAUUCACAAGGAAUAUUUGAACCCAGCUUAUAUAGAUGUUUGCAAAUAAAUAUUCUGCAUGUAUGCACACGGAAUCCCAUUUUCUCUGAUCGAUGAGACAUAUUUAUAUGUUUAUAUGCACUUUAGACGUGUAGUUCUAGUUCUAGGAUAUUGACAACCUCUGGUGCAUUCACAUUGAACUUCUCAGUGAAAAAAGACCGAUAGACUUGUAGCCAGGCAUUGUAUUUACAUACUUAUUGUGCUACUUUAGGCUACAUUAUUGUAUUUUCAUUGAACCGAAACAAAGCGACUGGUCGUUAAGUGGGCGGAUCUAACUAUAUGACUAUAUUUGUCGGUGUUGGCUACUUACGUGCACAGCAACUGUGAUCAGAGUGUUGUGGCUCCUUUGUCCACCGUUUCUUCUGAGUAGAAGAGAUCUUAGAAUAUCUAGAAACAUUUUUUGCAGACCUACAUCCGUGUUUGCGAUACCUCGCCAUCUGUCAAUUUCCGUCUGCUGACAACGUAAACAUUGUGCCGAAAAUCACGCGCAUGUGUCGUUAUACGUUACAAUCGUUAAAAACAUCAGCUCGGUACUGCCUUCAAAUUAUUUAAUCAAGAUUUGGUUUCUAUUGUUAAAUGCUAUGUAUCAAUACUUUUAAAAAAAAAAACAACCCAAUAUCAACAAGAAUCAUAUUCAAUCAAUGUUACGACAUCCAUGACCUACAUACGUCAGUUUGAGUUGCACAAUGACUUCAAAAACGUCACAAUCAUUUCCCCUUAAUACGAGUAUUGAUGGUACUGCUGUUCCUAAUGAGAAGAUAGAGAGUUUCCCUAUACAUAUAUCCCAAUCUAAACCUUUAAUCCGUGUGACCACCUUACCGCGGGGGUCAUGAUUUGAACAACCUUGAAUGUACACUGUACCAGGAAGCUUUCAUGUAAAAUUCAAUUUUUCUGGCCCAGUGGUUCUUGAAAAUAAGAUUUUCGAUUAAAUGACCACAUCCCACUUUUGCCAUUUCUUGAUACCCCCCUUCCCUUUAGGAAGGAACAUGACCCUUUAUUUGGAGAAAUCCAAAUCUUUUUACCAAGAGAUGAUUUGUGCCAAGUUUGAUUAAAAUUGGCCUAUUGGUUCUUGAUAAGAUUUUUAAAGAGCUGUCUCAAUUUAUUUUUUUUAUUAAUUCCUAUUGUACUGGCCAGAGAUGAGACAAUUUUCCUUGUGAGUGCGUUUAAUUUUUAUUCGUUAUGAUGAUGUCGAUGAAUACGAUGAUUAUGUUGAAUAUGACGAUUACGUUGAUAUGAUGAUUACGUUGAUAUGAUGAUUACGUUGAUAUGAUGAUUACGUUGAAUAUGCUGAUUACGUUGAAUAUGAGGAUUGUGUUGAUUACGAUUUACUACAAUAAAUGUAAAAGAAUAACAUUGUAACUACAAGUUACUUCAGUCAAAUAUGAUCAUGCAUCCUAGCAAUGUUAAUUAUGAUGUAGUACACAUCUUAGCAAUGUUAAUUGUGACGUAGUACACAUACUGAAAAAGGGUAUAUUAUCAAUAGAAUUCACUUCAUUAUAACUAUAAUAGUUACUAUCGACUAUACUUACAUAAAUGUACGAUACCUAAAUACUGACACAUGUGCAAAGAGCCAUAGCUCUUUCAACCAGAGACAAAGAAAAAACACACAUGGCGCAGAUGGAGUUAUCUUCCGUUUUUACAUAAUUAUGAAUCUUGCAUACCGAGUUGCAUACGUGACCUAACACCCAAACUUCAUCAAUAGCAUUAUAUAUAAUGAGUGUAAAUAUGAUUGCAUGUACGUACUGUAUACUUAAAUGAUAAAUUUACACUGAAAUCACUAAGUAUGCAUUCUAUCAAAUAAAUAAAUAUCAACCUACUGCGCACUGUCCUGCAUUGCUAAACAUCACUUUCUGUAUCUGUAUCUGUAUCAUACUCAAAAAGAUAUGUUAUUGAGGAACUUGGUGUGUGCGCAUCGAGGUAGUAGUCGUGCUGGUAACUUUCCUGCAGUGCAAUAUAACAUACAAAUACAAACAGUCACAACAUAACAUACAAAGUUGACACUCACCAAGUAUAUGUUGGUAAACUUUUCUAGAGUACCAAGACAUUUGGUGCUGAGCGAAGCGAGGGACCAAAUCGAGGGGCGAGAGAAAAGUUUAUCAACAUACUUAGUACAUUUUUCACACGAGAAUGUUGUGAUUGCAUUGAAGAGGCAGAUUCUGAUAUAGUUAGAGGACAUUCUUUGUUCAUGCAUGCAAUUGGAUGACUACAUCCAUUUAUAUUUGUUUUUAAGAACUUAAGAAUGUGACCAACACAUUGAAUAGUCGUUGUUUUUUCUAUUCUUUGAAGCGGGUGCAUGAUUAUUUAUUUAUAUUUGAAAUCCUAAGCUCAAAAUUUUAACCCAAUCUAUGAAUGAAUGACUUAAAUUGUUUCAUGAGUGUUGCAUUAGAAAACUGAAUAAAAGUUUUCUUAUAACAGUAUAAGUUCCUUGGGACAGGAUGUGAAUAAAUAUAUAAAUCAAGACACUCCAACCAGUUUUAUAAUUAGAUUGAAACAAAGCUCAGGCGAGUUGUUAAAACUGGGGAGUCGCAGCGAUUAAAACACCAAACUGUGGAAUGAGCCGUCAAAUUCAAUUACUCACAGAUGGUUGAUAAACUCAAUAUGCAGAGCAAGUGAGAAGUGGGAGUUUAAAAUUUUGGAUUAUUCAACUGUUACAUGCAGCUGCUUCUUAAAAAAGAUGUAAGUAUGAAUAUAUUUAUAAUCAUCUUUAAUAUAUUUCAAAUUUACUGUGUAAAUUGUUCCCAUUCUUAUCAUGUUUAUGCUCAAAGGCACUUGAAGUUAAUGUAGAUAUUCAGUAACUCGUGCUAGGUGCCUGUAUUUGGUUGUUGCUCUGCUAAGUUCACUUCAAUACUGUACAUGUAAAAUACAUUGUUUUGUACAUUUGUAAUAAAUACUACACUAUACAUUUAUUAUUUUGUACAUGUAUCUAAAGGUCGUUUCAGUUAACUAAUAUAAAUAUAUGUUUGUGAUUUAAAGCUUGGAAAACUUGUAUGCAUUGGAGGCGACAGUGUUCAAACAUGUGUUCAGGGAUACUGUCCUUUUUUAUGGCGACAACCUUAGCAUUGCAAUUAAAUUGGAGUGGGAAAGGAACAAAAAGACGGCUAUCAAAUCUAGAAUUAAGAGACAUAGUAAAGGCUAUCAGGAUAAAAAAGAAAAUCUGAAAGAGCGGCAAAGGCAACAAAAGGACAGCGAGGAAGUGAGCCAGGAUUGAAAACUUUUAAAUCAUUAUUUUCCAGAAAUGUCUACCAUCAUCUAUUUCAAACCUAUUUUGUAACUUUUGACAAUUUAAUUCAUAUAAAAAAUCAUUUUACAGAGAAUCAUUUGUAAUGUUUUCUUUCUAAAUUUAUGCAUUAUGAAUGCAGGUCAAAAUGUGUAUUGUACUUUUUCAAACAAUCAUGGGAAAAGGUCAAUAUAAGUAUAAUUUACAAAUGUAUUUUCAACAGGUAUUCAUUCAAUUUGUUUUCAUAGAUGUAAGUUACUAGUAUAGCCAACAAUUGACCAACAAAAAAGAAGCUUUAGAUCAAUAACCGUCAAUAUCCGACCUAUCCUUUCAACCAAUGAAGGGCCAACCUAUAACCAACCAGUCUAUUUGUCGGCUGUUAGUUGGCUUACAAUAUUAUCUACGUUGGCCCAACAGUAAUGUCAUCAUUUCAACAAAGGGCCAACCAAAACAACCAACUACCAAUAUUAUAUUGGCUGUAAGUUGGCUUACAAUUAUACCUACAUUGGCCCACCAGUAUGCCAACAUGUUGGACCAACGUUGGGCCGAUGAGCAAAAUGACCGUGGGCCAACAUAGGACUACCAACAGUGGCCCAACGUUGUAAAAAUAAAUUGGGCCAACAUUGGCCCGACGUUGUCUUGCUAUCUGGGGAGUAUGUCAGAAAGCUUCCACAUAAAUUGAACUUUUCCGGCUCUGUGGCACAGACACUAGCUUGUUUCUGUAAAUAACUUACGAUCUCCGUAUACUAAUAAUAACAUGCGUUUAUUAUUAGUAUACAGAGGUCGUAAGUUAUUUACAGAAACAAGUGCAGGCUAUGUCCUGUGGUUAUUGAGAAGAUUUUUAAAUGCCCCAUCCUGUUUUUACGAUUAUCUCCCCUUUGAUGAGGACACAGAGGACAUGACCCUUCACUUGAACAAACAUGAAUUCUCUUCACCCAAAGAUGAUUUGUGCUCGGUUUGGUUGAAGUUCUGGAGGAGAAGAUGAAAAUGUGAGAAGCUUACGACGCCGCCAAUGACGGACAACGGAAAGUUUUGAUUAGAAAAACCCACUUGGACCUUCGGCUCAAGUGAGCUAAAGAGUAAUCAGAAAACGCGAGCCUUCAGCUUAGGUGAGCUACGCGUAUUGACACAUGUAACACACGUGUCCCACUAAAGCUGAAAAGUUUAUUUCUAACAGGACCGAAACAGCUGAAUGACGAAAUACGAAUUUAAUUUAAACUGGUACUCGGAGGAACCAAACUCAAAACAUCCGGUCACGUUUUGGUGUGUUUGUAUAACUUUGUAUACACGUGUGUUAUAUAAUGCAGUUCAUCUCCAAGUUUGUUUAAGUUACGCAAGCUUUUUAAGCACGGCUGGGUUUUAAAAGGUUACAACUUGAAUCUUUUGCACAAACUCGGUAAAAUGCUCGUUUUUGAGACGGACACAAACAAUUUGGCGAUAUGUGCCAUUGUGACAGUUGCCAUGCAGUUUUCCUUCUUCUUGUUGGCGUGCUCAUGCAAGUUUGACAAAGUCACGGACUUUGCAGGGGGCACGAACUUUGUUAUUUUGGGAGUACUAACAUUUUUCCUUGCAGAAACAUACCAAUGGCGUCAGAUUAUGGUGACUGUUUUCAUUGUUAUAUGGGGCCUUCGUCUUUCUGGUUAUCUGCUCUACAGGAUUAUAAAGAUUGGAGAAGACAAACGAUUUGAUGAUAAGAGGGAAAACUGCCUGGCAUUUGCAGGAUUCUGGACCUUUCAGGCAUUUUGGGUGUUUACAGUUAGUCUUCCUGUAAUAUUUGUGAAUGCCCCAGACAGUGCUGUUUAUCUGACCCCUGACAAUGACUGGACACCACAGGACAUUAUUGGUGCUGUACUGUUUGUUACAGGAUUAUUGAUUGAAACCUUUGCAGACUUUCAGAAGUUUGGUUUCAGAAAUAAUCCUGCCAACAAAGGCAAAUGGUGCGAUAAAGGUGUGUGGAAAGUCUCCCGCCACCCUAACUACUUUGGCGAAAUCAUCAUUUGGAUUGGGAUGUUCAUUAUCAGCACGAGUAUCUGUGUGGAUGGGAAGUGGGCUGGAGUUCUCAGUCCACUGUUUACCAUGGCUAUUUUACUCUUCCUUAGUGGUAUUCCGCUACUAGAGAAAAAAUCAGAUGAGAGAUAUCGAAAAGAUGAAGCUUACUUACAGUACAAGAAAAGGACCAGCCCUCUGAUCCUCCUACCCCCUUCCUGCUAUGGCUGCCUUCCAGGGUUUUUUAAAUGUCUGUGCUGUUGCGAGUUCCCCCUGUAUAAUUAUCUAGACCCAGAGGAUGAGAAAGUCAGUAUCAAGCCUGUUGGUAAUGAAUCUAAUAGAGAACAGGACAAAGUGUAACCUCACCAGAGCUACAGGACCCACACCUUACAGGAGCCACGCACUACAGGACCCAAAUGCUACAGAACCCAAACGCUACAGGACCAACAUCUCACAGGACCCACACCUUACAGGACCCACACACUACAGGACCCAAAUGCUACAGGACCCACACCUUACAGAACUCAUACCUUACAGGAGCCAUGCACUACAGGACCCAAAUGCUACAGGACCAACAUCUCACAGGACCCACACCUUACAGAACCCACACCUUACAGGACCCAAACGCUACAGAACCCAAAUGCUACAGAACCCAAACGCUACAGGAACAACAUCUCACAGGACCCACACCUUACAGGGCUCACACACUACAGGACCCACACCUUACAGGACCCACACCUUACAGGAGCCACGCACUAUAGGACCCAAACGCUACAGGACCAACCUCUCAGGACCCACACACUACAGAACCAUUUUGAUACAGAACCCACACAUCACAGGACUCACAUCCUACAGGACUUGCAUCAUACAGGACCCACACACUACAGAACCCUUUUAAUACAGGACCGGCAGGUCACAGGACUUGGAGCUACAGAACCCAGAUGCUACAGGAACCACAUGGAUGAAGCCAAAAAAAUAAAUAAAUGAAAUAGGUGUGUUUCCUAUUACAUCUUGGGGAAAAAAAUUAGGAUUGUUGUAGGCAAAUAUUUUUUCUUUGGUUUUUUGUUUAUUCAGUAAAAAUUUGCCUGGUAUCACUGGGGAAGAAACUUAUACACGAUACAUACAUUUGUGAGUACUGACAUGUUGCAUCAAGUGUUCAGUAAUGGGUAAAAUACUAGAAUAAACCAAAAAAUGACAUUUUGACAACUGAUUUUACUCUAUUUCAUACAUGAUUGCAUGUGAAUCUGUGUUGGUCUACUUGCAGAAAGCAUACACGACACCAUUUUGACAAUUUCCGAUUUUCCGAUAAUUUGAAUAUCGAGCCUGUACUUAUUAAAUUUAUUUAAUUUGAGAAAUGAAGUGUACAUAAAUUAAGGACUGGAAUUUAUCUGAAAAUUGGGUCAGGAAAAAAAAAUUUAAUUUAGGGUUGGUCGGGUAAACGAAAACACACCUUUUUUUUUCUUUUUUCUUUUGGCUUAAUGGAAAAACAAAGAGUGAGUUUAUGCCUGAACAAAUAGUUUUAUGCUGAAAAGAAUGGUGGAAUGAAACCUAUCUCAGAUACAUUUCCUUUCAAUGUGACAGACUGUUGUAUCACAACGUAAUUGUACUCGUGUGUCUCGCAAUGUAUCAUGCUUUUCAAUUAUAUUGUCAUAUUUUAGUGGUGCCAUACUUUAGUGGUGCUUCAGAUGAACAAAUAUUACUUUAUUUUAUUUGAGAGAUUGUAGAUUGAAUGAGAAAGUAAAAUUGUAACUCAAAGGGUCAGUGAGUAGAUGUAUGUGUUAUUCAAUCUGUGUACAUUUAUGUUGUAGUUCCUUCUGAAUUUUUGUCUGACGGGUUUUUUUUUUGUUUUGUUUUUGGUUUUUUUAUAGUUUUAUGAAUACUGAGUCAUGCUAAUUUGAAACAUCGUUCCUGUAAAGGACAAAUAAGUCUUUUACAAAGACUUAGCUACAUGUUUCCAGUCACUUUUGCUUGACACAUCACAUCUUCAACAUUUGUUUUCUUACAAGCUUUAAUCUCGAUUAUUUUAAGUCGUUAAGAAUAUCAAUUUAUUCUACCAACAUACUAUUUUAUGAACAUGUGAUAUAUAGUUCUUGCUUUUUAUUUAUUAAGUAUUUUUUAUAUAUCAUAACAUUAUAAUCACUGCCUUUUGUGAUUUGUAUCAUUUUCAUGAUUAAAGUGGAAUAUAUUUCACUAUA
Ostrea edulis (European flat oyster) is the source of this 13058-nucleotide messenger RNA. RefSeq lists its product as uncharacterized. Gene Ontology annotation, cellular component: membrane. The record is from RefSeq and is a predicted model, not a curated record. Gene Ontology annotation, biological process: lipid metabolic process. Gene Ontology annotation, molecular function: oxidoreductase activity, acting on the CH-CH group of donors. Lineage: Eukaryota; Metazoa; Mollusca; Bivalvia; Ostreida; Ostreidae. The transcript has 10 exons. The coding region runs from base 10279 to 11223 and encodes 314 amino acids.